Molecule: messenger RNA, 767 nt
Organism: Lepisosteus oculatus (spotted gar)
Lineage: Eukaryota; Metazoa; Chordata; Actinopteri; Semionotiformes; Lepisosteidae
Source: RefSeq, a predicted model, not a curated record
CAGACAAUUCGCCCGGCUGUAUAGGAGAACAUUUACUUCUGUGGAGCGUGCCCGGUCGAGUAUCGGGAUCCUAGCGCGCCGGACGGACUCCCAUAGUGUCUGAGCGCCGCUUUCCUGUUGAAAUGUCGGGGCUCCCCGUGCUGAUCGGCGGUUCGGAGGUGGAUGAGCUGCUGCGGUACCAGGACCUGGUGCCGCGUCUGGAGGCGGCUCUGGGCCAGUUUUCCAGCCGCACCGGGGAGGUGGUGCAGCCGGUGCGCACGAUUCUUCCCCUGGAGAAGUACAGCGGGUAUUUAGGGGUGAUGCCCGCCUACAUCCCGCAGGAUGAUGUUUUGGCCACCAAGAUGGUGUCGUUCUACCAGCGGGGUGAGGGCUCCUCCAUGCCCAACCACCAGGCCACAGUGCUGCUGCUCGACCCGGAGCGGGGCGCCCUGCAGGCGGUCCUGGAUGGGAAGGCCAUCACGGACAAGAGGACGGCGGCCGUGUCCGCGAUCGCGACCAAGCUCCUGAAGCCGGCCCGGGCCGACGUGCUGUGCCUGCUGGGCGCGGGGGACCAGGCGCUCAGCCACUACGAGGCCCUCACCCAGAUGUUCCCCUUCAAAGAGGUGAGGCGGGACGGGCGCCGCGCCGCGCGGACAAGCGCCGUCGCCCCGGGCCCAGGAGCGUCGGCUCUCACUCUCCCAGGGUGCCAAAGUCCAACCGCCGAGCGGCCGCAGUCGCUGCUGGCACGCGAGGGGACCCCCUCGCGGCUCCCCAGGACACGGAGCUGA